AUGGCUGCGAACAGUAAGCGACUUUCGGAGAUGAUCGACUCCUUCUGCAGUGAGAGAAGCGACGAUCUACUUCAUAUUCCAAGCCCAAAGAAAGAAUCCCCGACGAGAGAGCAAGAAAGCGGGUUUUCCAUGGAUCGGCGACAUUUUUCGUUUGAAAAACCUGGUACGCUCCAUGAACCAGGUCCUAAUGCAAACCAAUUCUCGUCGCCCAAUUCUUUUGCAGAGCGCGGCAAAAGGGAAAGUAUGAUAUCAGAUUAUUCUGCAAGCAUUCAUGAAGGCGUUCCAGUCGCGUUUAUUGUCUCCAAAUCCAAUCCUCAAGACAGUAGUAGACAGCAUGGUGCGCCUUUGGAAGAGAGCAGUUCAAGGGCAGCUGUAGGAUCAAGCAAUGGGGACGAAAACGGACAAUCUGAUAUGCCAUCAAGAGUGCCUUCUACUUUGAAACUCGCUUUCAUCGGCGAUGGCAAGCACAAAAAGCCGAACUCGUCGAUCGGAUCAGGCAAUCUCGCAAGUGAAAGUGGUCACUCUCACAAUAUUUCGAGCCACAGUGGUGCAAGCACGGUCCUGUCCGGCGGCGAGAAUGCAAGACUUAACCGCUCUAAAGUGCACAAUCCAGCACAGCAGGAAGAUUACGGGGCCCAAAUGCUUCUCGGCCCCGCCUUUGGCUCAGCCGACAAAGCUACGAAUCAUCCACAAAUAAUCUACGAAGAAACGGCAAGCAACGAACUCGUCAUCACAUCGGGCGAAGAGAACGGCGAAAUGCAAUCAAUAGCCUCCAGCGUCGUACCGCCUCUUGCCACGAGUGUUUUCGACAGUUCAGAGGGCCCCAGACCACCAGACCGUGCUUCGACCUCAGAUUAUCAGCCGUCUAUUCCUCCUCGAAGCAGAAACCGGCCACCAUCUCACCUGUUCAUCAAGGAUACGCUUGAUGACAUACAGACUCAACUGGAGCAACACAUGUCCCUCAAAGACUCCGUUUCCCGUGUGAGUACCAAUAAGUCCACGAGCUACUACUCUGCUGCGGACCAAGAUCAGAAUGACCUCGAAGGUGACGCAAUGGCCCAAGCCGAAACCGAAGAUGACAGUUAUUUAGCCAGGCCGCUUCCGAGCGUACCUGAUGAGAGUAAUAAUGUCUCGAUAGACAGAAACGAAACCCUCUUGGCAUCACCCUCGAUACGGCAACAGCAAAAGCUUGAACAACGACCCGAAUUACCAAACCUGCCCCUGCCCCACAUGGCAAAUUUUAAUGGAGAGGGUGAUGAACCUCACUUGGCGAGUAAUGAUGACAGUAGGAAUGCCAAAAAAGACGAGCAUUUAACGACACCAGCGAGACAAAAAAAGGGCAAAAUUAAUACCACACAUGAGAGCAAGCCAAAGCGUAGGCCGCGGUCUGAGAUGAGACCUUUUGAUAUCGACACAAUUUCUCAGCUACUCAAUGUAACGAAGGGAACCAUGAUCGGAUCAGAAUUUGCCAAUUUAGGAAUGAGAGUAGAGGAAAAACGAGCGCUUGAACGAUUGGUCGACUCUCUAUCUCGGUUGACAGCUGAUAUGGUUCUCGAUCCCGAAAGGUUUGAGGAAGGACUAAAGAGAUUAGAGAAGGCAACUAGAGCUCUAGAAGGAUUCUGA
Lachancea mirantina is the source of this 1623-nucleotide messenger RNA. The record is from the annotation of a GenBank genome assembly. NCBI's taxonomy places the organism in Eukaryota, Fungi, Ascomycota, Saccharomycetes, Saccharomycetales, Saccharomycetaceae.